UAGCAAGCUCGUGAUUUGAGCAGAUAUUGUAUCUGCCUUAUUGAUAUGAUUCCAACGAUAUGAAUGGUGGCAGCUCACGUAAAGUUCGAUGUAUCUUAAUCUGCAAUUUCAUCAUAAACUUCAGCAUUUUUGUAAUCUGCACAAUCCAACAAAAAACUCCACAAACAUACAGUGAUGUCUUAGAGCAUCAGCAAAGCAACGAAUAUGGUGCACAUUCAGGAUCUACCAGCAAAGAUGGACAUUCAAAUGGUCGUAAGUCAUUACCAGGGGAGCACAGUUACACUGAGAACGAUGGACUAGAUAUAUUACAGCCUUAUAAAUACCACCAUGGUCCUCGACAUCGAACACACCGCCAAGUAAGAGAGUGCCAAGAUGUUAAGUAUGGAAAUGUCACUCAUUCCAAAAUUCUGUCUCAUGGAUUUAAUAAAAACCUAAGUCUUCCAAUCACUGAAACCAGACAUUUGAUACAUGUUAUAAGACAAUCUUACUAUGUAAGACGAGAUGUGCUAAUGCAUUUUUCUGUGAUAAACAAUCCAUUCCAAACUGUAUCUGUCCUUGAGCCAAAGAUGGAGCAUGGAUGUAAAGAGGGAGAGGGAAUAAGAGCCUCCGUACUGGAGUCAGCUAAGCAGGAGGAUUGCAUUGUAGCAAUUAAUGCGGGUUUCUUCAACACCACUAGUGGAGCAUGCUUAGGAAAUGUUGUCAGCAAUGGGAGAAUAGUGCAAGACUCUGGCGGAAUACAGAAUGCUCACUUUGGAAUUACAAAGAGUGGACAUCUCUACAUAGGAUAUCUAUCUGAGAUUGAUUUAAUUACUGAGGAUUUUCAACAGCUGGUGGGAGGUGUGCUGUGGUUGAUUAGAGAUGGCAAGUCCUAUCUGGAUGAGAGCCUUAAAAUUGAGUGUUCAGACAUGGAAGAAACAGGCACUUUGGACUAUUUUGCAUCAGUAAUGUCAGCUAGAACAAUUGUUGGCCAUGACAAAGAAGGGAGAGUUAUAUUUAUGCAAGCAGAUGGAAAAACUGGAGAAAAUGGCUUAGACCUGAGAGAAUUUAUUGACGUGAUGCUAGAGUAUGGUAUUGUCAAUGCAAUCAACUUGGAUGGAGGGGGUUCUGCAACAUACACUGUGAAUGGAACUCUUGUAAACUACCCAUCAGACCAGUGCAUGGACGACAAGAAAUUCAACUGUGCUAGAAAUGUGUCCACUGUUCUUUGUGCUCAUCGACCAAGAUGUCCAGAGGUCAACUGCUCAGGUCAUGGAGCAUGUGUAUUAGGGACUUGCCACUGUGAUAAAUACUGGACAGGAAGUAAAUGUGAUCAGUUGUUUUGUUCAAGAAACUGUAGUGGGCAUGGAAAAUGCACGAAAGAUGGUUGUUCCUGCGAUGCUGGUUGGCGUGGUGACACCUGUAACAACACCUGCCCACCUGGACAAUAUGGUGUCGGUUGCGAGUUCAGGUGUACCUGUCUGAAUGGUGCUGAGUGUGACAGUGUGAGUGGAGCAUGUCACUGUCAUUCUGGUUAUACAGGGACCUUCUGUCAGGACGUGUGUCCCUAUGGUUACCAUGGCGACUCUUGUAAGGACCAGUGUCUAUGUGACGAUGGCUGUCCUUGUCAUCCAAUCACAGGAAGCUGUAACUUCUCCAAAUUAAAUACCGACAUUCAGAAAGCUAGUGUGUGUUUUUCUCAGAAGAAAAUCAAAGAAGAGCAUCUAGUCCCAGACCAGUCCAGUGUUUACAGAUCCUGUCUACUAGCUUUAAUUAUAAUCAGCGUCUUGGCAGUUAUCAGUUUGUUGAUAAAUAUAGUUUUAGCAUACAAAGUGUACACAAAGAAAAAACACAAAAAACCGCGGCACAAGAAGGCAGUGUUAGCGAAGUCCAAACAGCUGUACAGGUUUCCGAGCUCCGACACGGAUGGAGAUCUCUCAUCCCUCAGUGAUUGUCCCAUGGAACAAACCAGCUUUAUCAAGAAACAGAAAGGAUACUCAUAAAGUUUAUAUAAAUAUAAUUUAAUUAAUACAUGUCUUCCUUGAAUGCAAUACAUGUGAUUGUACCAGAAAUUAGCAUCAGAUUAGAGUGAUCGAUGGUUGAUAAACAGUCAAUUUUUUUUCCAACUGAAAAUUAAUACAAAAAGUUGUAUUUAGUUAUUACAUACUAGAUUACUGGAAGGACACAAUAGGACAUUGAAAUAUGUACUAGGUAGUAGUAAGGCAGAAAAAAUCCUUCCUUCAAGAACAAAAAUAUGUAUUCCCAUAUUAUGUAGACUUGUAUUAUACUGGCUCCUGCAUGGGGCUAGGGUGGGGCAACAAUAAAUAAAUCUGACAAUCAGAAUAAGGAGAUUUAUUUUUGUCUGGAAGAGAUUGUAGUCACAUGUGAGUGUCGUGGUCCAUGAUACCUUUUAUUUAAAUCUUAAACUCUGUGUAAAUUUUAAUAGUAUAAACUAUCUUUUAGCAUUUUUUUAUUACAUGUAUGGUCAAUGUUAUUGACUUGAUAUCGCACGGAUUUUUCUGUUGUAUUCAAAAUUCUUUGUAAAAAUCUUUCUCAGUUAAGAGUAAAUUUUUGGAAACUUGGGAAGCCUGUGUGAGAUAAGAAAGGGGAGCUCAAGUUUAUAAACAAUGCUAUUUUGAUAUCUGAAAAAU
Saccostrea cuccullata (small rock oyster) is the source of this 2627-nucleotide messenger RNA. Its product is annotated as N-acetylglucosamine-1-phosphodiester alpha-N-acetylglucosaminidase-like. The record is from RefSeq and is a predicted model, not a curated record. NCBI's taxonomy places the organism in Eukaryota, Metazoa, Mollusca, Bivalvia, Ostreida, Ostreidae. Gene Ontology annotation, biological process: secretion of lysosomal enzymes. The transcript is spliced from 11 exons. The coding region runs from base 60 to 1979 and encodes 639 amino acids.